Molecule: messenger RNA, 1191 nt
Organism: Brassica oleracea var. oleracea
Lineage: Eukaryota; Viridiplantae; Streptophyta; Magnoliopsida; Brassicales; Brassicaceae
Exons: 3
Coding region: 1-1191 (396 amino acids)
Molecular function (GO): zinc ion binding; nucleic acid binding
Source: RefSeq, a predicted model, not a curated record
AUGGGAGAUAUCACAAUUGCGAGUGAUAAUUUGAAGUUGAAAUAUGGUGGCAGAUCUUCUAUAAACUGUCCAAUGCUUACAUCAUCAAACUAUACUGUGUGGGCUAUCCGAAUGAAGCUUCUUCUUAAGGUGAACAAGGCGUGGGAGGCAAUAGAGACAGAAUCAACGUCCAUACCGGAAGCGCUUGUCCUUCAAAUUGGAGACCUAGAUAAUGCAAAGAAAGUAUGGGAAGCUAUCAAAUCGCGACACAUGGGAGCAGAAAGAGUAAAGGAAGCGAGGCUACAAACACUUAUGUCAGAGUUUGAGAAACUCAAGAUGAAGGAUAAUGAUACAAUAGAUAGCUUCGUUGGCAAGUUAUCCGAGCUUUCAUCAAAAUCUGCAGCAUUUUGGAUCAAUAAGACCACAAGCUUUGAAGACAUCGUCGGACGUCUCAAAGCCUUUGAAGAAAGAGUUGCUGAUGAAGAAGAAGAUACACAAGAUGACAAAAGCAAACUGAUGUAUGCUAACACGGAGGCAUCGCAGAAUUAUCAACGCGAUUUUAAUGGGAACUAUCGAGGAAGAGGUCGUGGAGGAAGAGCUUACGGUAGAAAAGGACGAGGACGAGGAAGAUCAUAUUCAAACUUUGAUAUGUCGAAGAUAACAUGCUUUAGAUGUGAUAAGAAUGGACACUUUGCGGCUGACUGUCCCGAUAGAUUGCUCAAGUUACAGGAGACUUAUGAGAACAAGGCAGAUGAGAUGCAUGAAGCGGAUAAAUUGUUGAUGCAUGAGGUUGUGUAUUUAAACGAGAAGAACAUAAGGCCUAAGGAGUUCAAGACUAACAUUGAUGGAAACAGGUUAUGGUAUCUAGACAAUGGGGCUAGUAACCAUAUGACAGGGAAUAGGAAGUAUUUUAACACCAUAGACGAGACCAUUACGGGAAAAGUGAGGUUUGGAGAUGAUUCAAGGAUCGACAUCAAAGGUAAAGGGUCCAUCUUGUUUGUGAGCCAAGACGGGGAUAAGAAGAUACUUGCAGAUGUCUACUUCAUACUGGAGUUGAAGAGCAACAUCAUAAGCCUUGGUCAAGCAACUGAAUCAGGGUGUGAAGUACUGAUGAAAGAUGAUGUUCUAACAUUGAAAGAUAAAGACGGCAAUCUGAUUACAAGCGCGAAGAGAUCACCAAACGUCUUUAUAAAGUGCUUAUGGAGAUGGUAG